Molecule: messenger RNA, 2772 nt
Organism: Pteropus alecto (black flying fox)
Lineage: Eukaryota; Metazoa; Chordata; Mammalia; Chiroptera; Pteropodidae
Product: KIAA0408 ortholog
Exons: 6
Coding region: 275-2353 (692 amino acids)
Source: RefSeq, a predicted model, not a curated record
UUGUUUAUUUUGUUCACCCUUCAAGACAAGAAGUAAAAGAAGUAUAAUUUCUGUAGUAACCAAUGCUAUAAAAACACUGAAGACUGCUUAUUUCUUUAAAAAGACCCAUCUUACAACUAUCAAAUUCAAUAAGAAGCCUAAGCACUAAAAUAUUUCAGGCUUUAUUUUAAAGGCAAGUGAGACUGCUUCAAGUAGAACAACUUCAAGCUUCCAAGAAACAGUUAAGAGAAGGCAGAGACGAGCAGAAAUACCACUUCACUAACACACGGUUGCCAUGGAUCUGCAUAAGCAAUGGGAGAACACAGAGACUGACUGGCACAAGGAAAAGAUGGAGUUACUGGACCAGUUUGACAAUGAACGGAAGGAAUGGGAAAGCCAAUGGAAGAUAAUGCAGAAAAAGAUAGAAGAGCUUUGCCAUGAAGUAAAGCUUCGGAGGAAAAUCAACAUGAAGGAACGUGCUAAGGUCAUUAAUUUUGAUCGUGAGAAGGCCAUUCAAGAUAAAGAGGUGGAAUCUUCUCCAAAUUAUCUCAAUUCAGGGCAGUGUGAAUUUACAGGGAUGAAUCACAGGAAUGAUCUGGAAAAAGAAAAUAAAACAGAGCAGAGCUUACUCAGUGAAGGAAAUCAAAUAUGUAAGGAACAAAAAGCAACAAAAAAAUCAAAAGUAGGGUUUAUGGAUCUUUUGGCCACAGACAAUCAAAAGGACUGUGAGAUCUGGCCUGACCUGAGGACUUCUGAGGAAGCAAGCAAGGGCUGUUCUGUUGCCCUCAACACAGCUCUUGAAGAACUUGCCAAAGUUAGUGAAGAAUUAUGCAGCUUUCAAGAGGAAAUUCGAAAGAGGUCCAACCACAGAAGGAUGAAGUCAGAUUCUAUUCUCCAAGAAAUGCCAAAUGUAAUUAAUCUGCCUCAUGGAGACCACAUGAUCAACAAUGGCCAGUACAUUCUUCCAAUCAAUUCAGAAGAUGAAAAGCAGAAAAAUAGAAAGAAUCUGAGCUGUACUGAUAUGCUGCAAAGCAAUUUUAUGAAAAAAUGUGGAACUGAUACAGUUGAUCUACAAAGAAAUGAAACUCCACCUGUUCCUCCACCAAGAAGCACAUCUCGAAAUUUUCCCAGCUCAUAUUCUGAACAAGCACAUGAAAGUCUGAAGGAAAGUUUAGACCACAACAACUGGGUGGCCCAUGAGGGUCAAGGUGAAAGGAACUGCAGUCCUCAUUUCCUUUUGAGGAAUGAUGGAAUGUCUACACUGUGUUUAAAUGAAGGGAAGACUAUGAAAGAUGGUAUUAUGUUUUCUUCUUUGGCACCAGAAGACAAAAUAGAUAACAAGCCUCCAUGUAAUGAAAAUGUUGGAUGGGGCAUAUGGUCAUGCGACACGGUGAUAGGUGCAAAAAACAGCCCCUCUACCUUGUGGUUUCAGAAAACCUGCUCUACUCCCAAUAAGUCAAAAUAUGAAAAGAUGAUACUAGAUCACCCUGCUAAAUCUCAUCCUGACCUUUAUCUAAGCAAUGACUAUAGCUCCUUGGUGACACAGAGCAGUGGCCCACUUAGAAGUUUCAGUUGUGGCUUUGAUAGGACUACUAGGAAUGAAAAGCUGGCAGCAAAGACUGAUGAAUUUAAUAGAACCGUAUUUAGAACAGAUAGAAACUGUCAUGCAAUACAGCAAAAUCAAAGCAAUUCAGAAUCAUCUCAAGAUCUUAAGCCCUGUGAUACCUUAAUUACAGGUAACAUAUCAGAAAAUGACAAUGUGUCUGACAUCCUGAAAACCAGUGCCCACAUGACUGUACCUAGUGAAAAUGUGCCUGAUAAUCCCACCAAAAAAUCCACAACAGGCCUAGUCAGACAAAUGCAGGAACACAUAAAUCCUAGCAAUUACAGGAAUAUGCUCCACGAGCAUGACUGGAAACCAAGUAAUUUAUCUGGCCGACCAAGAUCAGCUGAUUCUAGGUCAAAUUAUGGUGUUGUGGAAAAGCUGCUGAAAACCUAUGAGAUGUCAACAGAAUCUGCAUUGCAAAAUUCUAAAUGCUUUCAAGAUAAUUGGACCAGAUGUAAUUCUGAUGUUAGUGGUGAGGCCACGUUGAGUCACCAUUUAGAAAUGCUCCAAAUAGAACAAGAGCUUCAGCAAAAGACAUCUAUGUGUGGGGUACAGCAAGUGAAGCAAGGAAUAGAUUGGAAAAAGAUAACAGAGGAAUCCAUGGCCGUGAAAUCCUCACAGGGAAAAGGUUUUUCCCGACCUGCUAGACCAGCAAAUCGCCGUCUCCCAUCCAGAUGGGCAUCCAGAUCUCCAUCGGCACCCCCUGCCCUGCGAAGAACUGCCCACAACUAUACUUUUUCUCUGAGAUCUGAAGCAUCGAUGGUCUGAGUCUCUGGCCUGGAUUGUUAGAUUACAAAAGUCCCAUUUGCCAAACAGAGCAUUCUGAGUGUUUGCAGCCAAUCGUGUCUCUUAUGUAUCUUUUGACAUUACUGGGACAAACGAUUUAAAUCUUAACUUUCCAUCAGUCUUCAGUGUUUUUAAUCUAUGGAAUAAUUAUCUUCCUGUAUGUUGAUUUCUUAGAUCAGAAUUUUUUAAUGCCAUCCUCAUUAAUUUGCCAAUAUGAUUUAAGUAGAAACAAUGUACUAUAUUGUAUAUUCUAACUUUCUUGCAAGCUGCAGAAAGCAAGGUUAUGUGCAUGGCCAUGUGUUUGUAGGUGCAUGUGUUGAAAUAGGAAGUACCUUAGUAUCUAUUUAGAUAAGAAAAUUUAUGUGCUAGUGUUGACUUUGAAAUUAUAACAUGUAUACAUA